AAAAAAGAGAACUUAUCUGAAGAAAUGGAAACAACUUAUCAGAAUCACCGCUAAAUAAAAUAAAAAUUAAAAAUAAACGUAAAAUCUUUGAAAGAGCGAACGGAAAAGUAAUAAAGAAAGCAGGAAUUUGACUUGGGACAGGUAGGCGAACAACCAAAGCUAACCACGAUCCACCCAAUAAGCUUCCAUCAUCCGAAUAAUUCCGAAACCUUUUUCUUCAGAAAUUUGUAGAACGAAAAAGAAUAAAUGAAAGCCUUUGAACUCAUUCUGUACAACUAACUCUUCUUUUCUUUCCCACUAAAAAGGAUUUGGCGAGGGUGUAAAGAUUCCUGGUUCUGAUGCUAAAGACGUUUCAAACACUAUUUGGGAAAUUCUCCAAACAAUACGUGUUGAGAUAAAACAGCAUCUGAAAUUGUGUUUACAAGUUCCGAAGUGUCAACACUACAGUUAAGUUUGUCACUCAUGUGGCCUUUAUAUAUUCUGUUUAAUAAGAAUCUUAAGGCAGAAGAGGAAGCAGCAUUAUCAAAGAGAGAACGUUCAAGUUUCUUAGAAUCCUACCCACAUGAGAAGUUAUCUACCAAUGGAAAAUGCUCUGUUUCUGUUUUGCCUAGUUCGUAUAUUGUUGAUGUUCCGCAUGUAAAUCAGUUAUAUUCUUGGGAUUGUGGGCUCGCUUGUGUUCUGAUGGUUUUCAGAACCUUUAGCAUCAAUGUUCACAGCAUCGAGUCGUUGGCAGAGCUAUGUUGCACAACAAGCAUUUGGACCGUUGAUCUGGCAUACCUAUUGCAGAAGUUUUCUGUUAGUUUUUCCUACUACACAGUAACAUUUGGAGCAAACCCAAAUUAUUCUGUUGAAACAUUUUACAAGGAGCAAUUACCUAAUGAUCUGAUACGAGUGGAUAUGUUAUUUAAAAAAUCACUGGAAGCUGGAAUUAACAUACAAUGCAGGUCACUCAGCAUAGAAGAAAUUUCUCUUCUGAUAUUGUCUGGGGAAUAUAUCGCCAUUGCUUUAGUUGACCAAUACAAAUUGAGUCGGUCUUGGCUGAAGGAUGUAUUUAUCUCAGACAUCAGUGACAUCAAUUCUGGAUACACUGGCCACUAUGUGAUUAUAUGUGGCUACGACACCGAAACAGAUGAGUUUGAGAUUAGAGAUCCUGCCAGUUCUAGGAAACAUAUUAAGAUCUCUUCAGAUUGCCUUGAGGAAGCCCGGAAAUCCUUCGGUACUGAUGAGGAUCUUCUCUUGAUUUCAUUGGACGAGAUUGAUCGUAAGAGAAUAAGGAUCAGCCCAUCUCUACAACUUUCUCCCCAUGUAAAAGUCGGUUCAUUCUGCCAGAUUUGAGGUGUCAUGACUACUCAUGACCUACAUACUGUGUAUAAUAUUGAUAUUACAAACUGAUAGAGUGUAGUUUUGUACAUUAAGGAAUAAUAUCUUUUCCCAGCAUCAACCAUGCAUAGCAUUCAUUUGGUUUUGUGCUUGAAAGAGAGUUAUAGAUAACUAUACUAUAUAGAUGCUCUGUAUAUUCUUUCAAUAAUGUAAUCUAUCAAAUUCUGCUGUUCUUGUAACAUUUUAUUCUUAAUAAAAUUAAGAUUUGUUUUAGGUCA
Messenger RNA from Cannabis sativa, 1598 nucleotides. RefSeq names its product guanylyl cyclase 1. Lineage: Eukaryota; Viridiplantae; Streptophyta; Magnoliopsida; Rosales; Cannabaceae. The transcript is spliced from 11 exons. The record is from RefSeq and is a predicted model, not a curated record. Bases 463 to 1335 code for a protein of 290 amino acids.